AUGUCUGAUAUGCUCUGUAGUGGCAUACCUGCCCUCAUCCUUUUCCCAUACACCCACUGUCAGAUUGGCGAUCUAGGCUUAGCCACCUUUAAGACUGCCUCUCAUGCGGAGAGCGUCAUAGGAACCCCCGAGUUCAUGGCCCCCGAAAUGUACGAAGAAAAAUACACAGAGAAGGUCGAUAUCUAUGCGUUCGGCAUGUGUGUACUGGAGAUGUUUACGCGUGAGUAUCCUUACUCAGAGUGUACGAAUGCCGCUCAGAUAUAUAAAAAG
Sphaeroforma arctica JP610 is the source of this 270-nucleotide messenger RNA. RefSeq lists its product as hypothetical. NCBI's taxonomy places the organism in Eukaryota, Ichthyosporea, Ichthyophonida. The annotation marks the transcript as partial. Gene Ontology annotation, molecular function: protein serine/threonine kinase activity; ATP binding. Gene Ontology annotation, biological process: intracellular signal transduction; protein phosphorylation. The transcript has a single exon. The record is from RefSeq and is a predicted model, not a curated record. Gene Ontology annotation, cellular component: cytoplasm.